Messenger RNA from Corylus avellana, 1563 nucleotides. RefSeq names its product aspartyl protease family protein 1-like. The record is from RefSeq and is a predicted model, not a curated record. NCBI's taxonomy places the organism in Eukaryota, Viridiplantae, Streptophyta, Magnoliopsida, Fagales, Betulaceae. Gene Ontology annotation, biological process: proteolysis. Gene Ontology annotation, molecular function: aspartic-type endopeptidase activity.
AUGGCCUGGCCUCCUACCAUUCCUUUUGCAUACCAUUCCUUUAUACUAUUCGUUUUGUUGUUGAGUUUCGGUUCCCGGAGCUGUUACGGGUUCGGGUCGCAGUUCGCCUUUGACUUCCACCACCGGUACUCGGACCCGGUCAAGGGAAUUCUGGGUGACGAGGGGCUCCCGGAGAAAGGGAGCGUAGAGUACUACGUCGCUAUGGCACACCGAGACCGCAUAAUUCAGGGCCGCCACCUCGCCGUCAGCAAUGAUCAGUCGUCGCCGCUCACUUUCUCCGCUGGAAACUAUACCUAUCGCAUCGCCUAUUUGGGACAUUUGCAUUAUGCCAAUGUUUCAGUGGGGACGCCAAGUUUAUCAUUUUUGGUGGCAUUGGACACAGGCAGUGAUUUGUUCUGGCUACCGUGUGAUUGUAAGACUAAGGGAGGUGGUUGCAUGGAUAGCAUUGGAGGGGUAUUACUCAACAUCUACAGCCCUAAUAGUUCAUCAACAAGUGAAAUAUUUUCCUGCAACAGCAGCUUAUGCACACAAAGCCAAAUUAGUCAAUGCAGCAAUUCGGGAAGCAGUCAUUGUACUUAUACAAUUAGGUAUCUUUCAGAUAACACUUCAACUACUGGGAUCUUGGUGGAGGAUGUUUUGUACUUAACUACAGAUGAUGAUCAUCUAAGGGGUGUCACUCCGAUUACUUUUGGUUGUGGUCAAAGCCAGACUGGUGUAUUUUCAGAUGGUUUAGUACCAAACGGUCUAUUUGGGCUUGGUAUGGAAGAUGUAUCUGUUCCUAGCACCUUAGCAAGAAAUGGGCUAGUUUCGAAUUCUUUUUCCAUGUGUUUUAGACCUGAUGGGUUGGGGAGAAUCACUUUUGGAAAUAAUGGCAGCUCAUUCCAAAAAGAAACACCAUUCAUUGUUAACAUUGGGCAAUUACAUCCAACUUAUAACGUCAGCAUCACUCAAAUAGCUGUGGGGAGAAAUUCUUCUGAGCUGGGGCUUAGUGUAGUCUUUGACUCUGGUACAUCGUUUACAUACCUAACUGACCCAGCUUAUACUUUUAUUUCUGAGAGUUUCAAUUCCCAGGUCCAAAACAAGCGGUAUCCAUCUGACAUCCAAAUCCCCUUUGAAUACUGUUAUGAAUUAAGUCCAAAUCAAGUCUAUGAAGUUCCUAGUGUGAAUCUGACAAUGAAAGGUGGAGACCAAUAUUUUGUCACUAAUCCAACAAAUGUGGUCGACACUGAGGCAGGAAAUGGUGUGUAUUGUCUGGGUCUUCUCAAAAGUGAAUAUAUAAGCAUCAUUGGGCAAAACUUCAUGGAUGGUUAUAGCAUAGUUUUUGAUCGUGAGAGGAUGGUAUUGGGUUGGAAGGACUCUAACUGUUAUGACGAUGAGAAUUCCACCACUGUAGCUGUCAGCCCAUCACACUCACCUGCUGCUUCUCCUGCUGUUGCAGCCAAUCCUGAAGCCAAUCCUAGUAUACCUGUGGCACCGGCACCUCUAUCGGGCCAUUCACCCAAGUUGCAGUCUCUUACCUACGCACUCACAAUGCUUCUUGUUUCGUUUUUUGUCAUUGUUUGA